UUAGGUUUGCAUCAGCAAAUCCAGUCUCGCGACGGGUUCCGAGAGUCAAGAGUCUUAAACACAGGACCGCAACGUUUUCUCGGCACAUUUAGAAAGUUGCUGGUAUACCCCACUUAUAGGAGAGUUGCACGCGGCAGCCCAACUUUCCGGAAUUGAGUCUCCCGACAGUUAUCCAACAAACCCCUCUACUAUGGUGUCACAUACUGAGCGAAUUCGCCCCGAUCUUGGGGCGGACGCUCUAGCACAAGCGCAGUGGGCGGAGAAAAAAUGGGUAUGGGUGAGCGACAAGGAGGAAGGGUACAUUGCGGGUUCGAUUGUGAGCGAGGAUGGGGACAACGUUUUGGUAGCACUACUGAAUGAUACACAACGAACAGUCAAUAUUAAUGAUACCGAAAAAAUGAAUCCGCCAAAGUUUGACAAAGCGGAAGAUAUGGCGGAUUUGACAUACUUGAAUGAAGCUUCCGUCGUUCAUAAUCUGAGGCUUCGGUACCUCUCAAACCUGAUCUAUACAUACUCUGGACUCUUUCUGGUGGCUGUCAACCCGUACAAGAGACUUCCCAUCUACACGGACGACAUCAUCAAGGGAUAUAAGGGCAAAAAAAGGAGUGAGAUGCCCCCUCACAUCUACGCCAUUUCAGAUGCCGCAUAUCACGACAUGACCCAGGACAGAGAAAACCAGUCUAUUCUCAUCACAGGUGAAUCAGGCGCUGGAAAGACCGAAAACACCAAGAAGGUCAUUCAAUACCUUGCGUCCAUUGCGAGCACCAGCGGAAGCGGCAAAUCCCUAGGAACUCUUGAGCAGCAGAUUCUCCAAGCAAACCCUAUUCUUGAGUCAUUUGGUAAUGCUCAAACCAUCCGCAACAACAACUCCUCUCGAUUUGGAAAGUUCAUUCGGAUCGAAUUCAACACAACUGGACACAUUGCGGGUGCGAAUAUCGAGUGGUAUCUUCUCGAGAAGUCUCGCGUGACGCACCAGACAUCCAAAGAGAGGAAUUAUCACAUCUAUUAUCAACUUCUCAAAGGAGCGCCUGCCGAUGUGAAGGAAAAGCUCCUGCUUGAUGGAAACCUUGCAUCUUAUCGCUUUACUAAAGGCUCCAACCAUAAUAUUGAAGGAGUCGAUGAUGCCGCAGAAUUCAAGAUGCUUCGUGACGCUUUGGAUAUCAUGAAGAUCUCCCCAGAUGAGCAAAUGGACCUGUUCAAGAUCAUCGCGGCCAUUCUUCACCUUGGAAACAUCACCUUCACUGCAGACAGGGAAGAUCAGGCACAGCUUUCAGGCGAGGCAGCCCAGUCAGCUUGCGAAAAGGUCUGCCAUGUCUUGGGGAUUCCUGUCGCCGAAUUUGCCAAGAGUUUGCUGAAGCCCAAGAUCAAAGCUGGUCGAGACUGGGUUACUCAGGCGAGGAAUGUAGAGCAAGUAUUGUAUUCUAUUGAAGCUCUGUCAAGGUCCUUGUAUGAGCGCAUGUUUGGAAAAUUGGUUGAGCGAAUUAAUGCCGCUAUCUACACUCCCUCAUCAAAAUCCACAUUCAUUGGCGUGUUGGAUAUUGCAGGUUUUGAGAUCUUUGAGCACAACAGCUUCGAACAGCUCUGCAUCAACUACACCAACGAACGUCUUCAACAAUUCUUCAAUCACCAUAUGUUUAUCCUUGAGCAGGAGGAGUACCGCCGUGAAGGCAUUGAAUGGAAAUUCAUCGACUUUGGUCUCGACCUCCAGCCCACUAUUGACCUCAUUGAGAAGACAUCGCCAAUUGGUAUCCUUUCCUGCUUGGAUGAGGAAUGUGUCAUGCCCAAAGCCACCGACAAAACGUUUAUCGAAAAGCUAAACGGAAUAUGGAAGGGCAAAUCGGCCAAGUACGAAACACCCAGAUUCAAUCAAGGGUUCAUUCUCCAGCACUACGCAGGAAAGGUCGAGUACAACACCGCAGGCUGGUUGGACAAGAACAAAGACCCAUUGAACGAGAAUGUCACGCGAUUAUUGGCGAAUUCAACGGACAAGUACAUUGGGUCCUUGUUUACAGAGUAUUUGGCAGAGGCCGAGGACAACGUCAAGACCAGAGGAGUUACAAAGAAGGGUGCUUUCCGAACCGUUGCUCAGAGACAUAAAGAGCAACUCAAUUCUUUGAUGAAUACUUUAUACUCGACGGAACCCCACUUUGUUCGUUGUAUCAUUCCGAAUGAGGAGAAACGCCCUGGUAAACUAAAUGUAAACCUAGUUCUCGAUCAAUUACGCUGCAACGGUGUUUUGGAAGGGAUCCGUAUUUGCCGAGCUGGUUUCCCCAACCGACUUCCCUUCGCCGACUUCCGUCAGCGGUAUGAGCUCCUCGCCUCAGGAGUAAUUCCCCGAGGUUUCAUGGAUGGCCGCCAAGCUGCUCAACUACUCCUCGAAACACUCGCUCUUGAUAAGAACCAGUACCGUCUCGGAAGCAGCAAAGUUUUCUUCCGCGCAGGAGUGCUGGCCGAGCUGGAAGAGCGACGGGACGUACAAUUGUCCAGGAUCGUAACGCGCAUUCAAGCGCUUAUGAGAGGGUACCUUGCUCGCAAAUUGUAUAAGAAACGCAUCGACCAGUUCCGGGCUAUCCGCAUCAUUCAAAAGAAUGCCCGUGUUUAUGUGACAUUGCGGGAGUGGUCAUGGUGGCGAUUGUAUACCAAGGUCAAGCCUCUAUUGGCUGUGACGCGCACAGAUGAAGAGCUGCGUAAACGGGAAGAGCUUGCCAAAGAAUGGGAGGAGAAGGCCAAGAAGGAACAGGAAGAGCGGCUGAAGCUUGAGGCGGCUCGCAGCGCUCUUGAUACUGAGAAAAAGCGCUUGGAAGACAUGCUUAUCGACGAGAAGAACGCCGCAGCUAACCAGGCUGAGAUUCUUGCCCGUGUGCAGGAGCGUGAAGCCGCUCUCUCCGAACAAUUGAAGGAAGCUUCGGCCGAUCUUGAAGAACGUGAGGCUGCCAAUGAAGAGCUGAGCAAGGAGAAAAGAAAACUGGAAGGAGGCAUCAGUGAGCUGCGUGGACAGCUUGAGCAAGAGCGCGCUAAUCUGGACAGGCUUGAAAAAGAGAAGCAGGCUCGGGAGCAGCGUAUCAAGGAGUUGGAGGAUGAGCUUAGGAAUGACUCGGAAAGGAUUCAAAAAUUGGAAACUGACCGGAAAUCGCUGGAAUAUCAGUUGGCUGAAUUUCAGCGUCAACUUGAAAGCGCUGGAGAUAGCCAGGUUGACCUUAACCGGCAACAAACUAAGCUCAAAACAACAAUUGCUGAGCUCGAGCAGAAAUUGGAACAAGAGCAGGAUGAUCGACAGAAGCUCGACCACCGCCGAUCCGCCCUUGAAGCAGAUCUUCGCACGGCCCAAGAAAACGUUGCUGAGCUCCAACGAGUGCGCGCUGAACUCGAAAGUACAAUCAAGAAGCGCGAGCACGAGUUGGCAGAACUCAAUGAGCGUCUUCGUGUUGAAAGUACCGAAAAGGAAAGCGUCGACAAACAAAGACGUGACCUGCAACUCAAGCUCAACAGCGCACAAGGCGACCUGGAAACGGAGCGCGGAGAACGUGAGAAGCUAGUCAAACAGCGCAAGAAGCUGGAGGAGGAGCUUGAGUCCCUUCGCCACAUGAUGGAGGCCAAGGGCACUGAGGAGACGAAACAGACAGAAUUGCGCCGCCUUCGCGAGACCGAAGUUCAGGAUCUCAAAUCGCAACUCAGCGCCUCGCAAGCCGAACUGGAUGACACAAGGAAAAAAACGCAACAAGUCAUUGACAAGUUGCGCAUGGAGCUUGACGCUGCACGAGAAGAUUCCGCCAAUAUCAGCAAAGCCAAGUCGGCUAUAGAAAGGGAUUUGAACAACAUGAGGGAAGAGGUUGAAAAAAGCGAAGAAACGCGCGCCAGAUUGGAGAAGAAUAGGCGUCAGGUCGAAGGUGAUCUGAUUUCCCUUAGAUCCCGUGCUGAGGACGCAGAGGCAGCUUUAUCCGAGGUUAAAGCACAGAAGGAGGCUCUUGAAAGACAGAUUGCUGUCUUGCAGGCCCGCGUUGACGAGAGCGAGGCAACCAAUGCACGCCUGGACAGGGAGAGACAGAGCCUGCAGAAGCAGGCGGAUGCCCUCCGUGAUGAUUUAGAGGAUGAAGUCAAGAAGCGUACUCAUGUCGAAAGCCAGAAGAAGAAGGUCACAAUGGAACUGGCUGAUUUACAGGCUCGCUUGGACGAGGAAGAGAACAACAAAGCUGACGUUGCAAAGCGCCUGGCUAGUAAGACGUCCGAGCUGGAUGCACUCAAAGACAAGUUCAACAAAGAAGUUGCCGGCCGUAGUGCAGAACUUGAGGAAGCACGGACAAAACUGCAAAAGGAACUCGCAGACCUCCAGCAACGAUAUGAUGAGCUGGACCGCAAUUCCGCCAACCUCGAGAAAACUAAAGCUCGUCUCACCGCCGAAACGGAGGACUUGCGCAUUGAGAUUGAGCGUGAGCACAAUGCGGCAAGAAACGCUGAGCGACUGCUCAAGCAGGUCGAGUCCCAGCUUAGCACAACAAACCUUACUCUUGAGAAUGAGCGGCGCCAAAGGGAGCUUGCAGAGUCCAAUGGAAGAAAACUCCAAAGCACCAUCGACUCCCUGCAACUAGAGGUAGACGAAAAGAUUCACCAAAUGGCCGGUAUACAGAAGAGUAAGAAUGAGCUGGAAACAGAACUCAAAGCGUUGAUUGACGAAAUCGGCGAUGGUGGCAAGAAUGUCCAUGAGCUGGAGAAAGCUAAGCGGCGUCUAGAAUCUCGCAUUGAUGAGUUGCAAGGACAAUUGGAGGAAGAAGAGACUAUUCGUAGAAAGGUUGAGGAGGCCAAACAAAGUCUUGAAAUACAAUUGAGCGACUACCGGAAGCGGAUGGAAGCAGAUCUGCUCACAAAAGAUUCUCAAAUGGAGGAGACUCGUCGCAUGCUCAUGCGGGAGGUAAACUCACUUGGAGAGCAGCUAGACGAAACGACCAACCAAAAGAAUGAGCUGCUGAAAUCCAAAAAGAGACUUGAGGAGCAGGUUGAAGAUCUCAUGUCGCGCGCCGAAAACUCAGUGAAGGGCCAGACCGAUCUUCAAAAGGCCAAGACUAAGACGGAAGCUCAGUUGCGCGAGCUGCACCUCAAGUUGGAGGAGGAGGAGCGUAACCGCAGGAAUUUUGAGGAAUUGAGCCAGCGCCAUGAAAAGAAAGCCAAUUCCCUUCAGAGUGAGAUUGAGAGACUGGAAGGUCUUUUGGACAGCAGCGAACGUACACGGAAGCAGCUCGAGCGUAAGGUGGAAGAGUUGCACAAUGAACUCGAAGGUGGCGAUGACAGCAAAGCUGCGCUCGGGGAAGCCAAAAAGAGACUUGAAAAGGAGCUGCAGAGGUUGCAAGCUAAGCUCGAAGAAUCCGAGGAAGCCCGUGCCGCACUUGAAGCUGCCAGGAUUUCAAACUCUAGUGAACUAGAAGCGUUACGGUCUCGGGCGCGCGAUGAUCUUGAUAGCAAGAUCGAGAAACUCGAAGAGUCAAGAAGAGCUCUGCUUGCCGCUCAGAGGUUGACAACUCAGGAGUUGGAUGAUAAGAAUAAGGACAUUACCAAUUUGGAAAAGCAGCGACGAUUGCUUCAGUCGGAGAUCGAUGAGCUCAAGAGCAGAUUAGAAGCAGAAGUGAUUGCGAAGAGUGACGAGGGUGCCGCUCGUCGAAAGCUGGCCGCGGAGCUUAAAGAACUGCAACUUAAGCUUGACGCUGAGACUGCCAAAUCGAAUGACCUCUCUGAGUCUCUUGCCAUGCACCGCGCGAGGGCUGACCAGACUCUUACUAAGCUUGAAGCAGCCGAGCUGGCUCGCAUUAAGGCUGAGAAGAGCGAGAGCUCCUACCGAAUCCAGAUAAAUGAACUGGAGGACAGCCUCAAUGAGGCCCUCAAGGAACGUAAGUUGGCUGAGGACAAAGUGAGGAGUCUGGAGGAGCAAGUGAUUGAUCUGCAGGACAAGAUGGAGGAAGACUCGCACGAGCUUGCAGAUCUCGCCGUUGUGAAGCGUAAGCUCCAGGAAGAGAUCGAAGCCUUGCAUGAGAGGCACAGGAGGGAAUUGGAAGAGCGUGAGUUGGUGGUAGAUGCGACACGCAAGAAGUACCAGAAAGAGAUUAAACAGCUCAUGACUGAACUCGAAAUUGAGAAGAGUAAUGCGGUUAACCUCAAAGCAACCGCAAAGGACUUGGAGACAGAUCUCGAGUCCGUUUCCAACCGCCUCGAGGAAGAGCUUCGCAGUGCUACAAACUGGAAAAAGGACCGAGAGCGAAUGGAAGCCAAGCUCGAAGACCUUAAUCGCGCUUACAACGACUCCCUCAACACCUACGAUGAUCUCCAAUCCCAAAUCACCGGUCUCCUCAACCAAGUUCGUGAUCUACGGUCAUCAUUGGACGAUUCAGAGGCGCAACGAUCGCUACUGGAGAAGACAAAGAGGACACUCGAAGCACGUGUCGAAGAGCUCAGCGAAAGUUACGAUGAUACAGCUCGUGGACGUGCUGAUAUUCAACGAUCCAUGCAAGCCCUUGAUCAAGAUAAUGCCGACCUCCGGGACCAACUUGAGGAAUACCAGGACAGAGCACGAACCGCAGAGGAUCGGGCCAGAAGAGCCGAGCAAUUUGCCAAUGAAAUUUCCGGAGAUCUUUCAAAAGAAAAAGACCGAGCACUCUCAAUGGAAAAGGAGAAGGUUGCAUUGGAUAAGACUAUUAAAGAGCUCAAUGCUCGCAUCGUUGAUCUUGAAAGCACUGCUCUACAGCGUGAUGCUGGACAUGUGAAAAGACUUGAGGCACGCCUUGAAGAGUUGAGUGCAGCCUUGGAUGCUGAGACCAAAGAAAAGAAUGAGGUUGCGAAGAACGCAAGAAAAACCGAUCGCGUCAUUCGGGAGCUGCAAUUCCAGUUGCAGGAGAAGGAUAAGCAAAAGCAAAGAAAUGACGAGGAAAUGGAGAAGAUGGAGCAAAAGAUGAAGAGGAUGAAAACACAGCUGGACGAGUUGGAAACAUCCGAAAGUAACCUCCAACUCUCUAAGCGUCGCGCUGAACGCGAAGCAAAUGAGUACAGAGAUCGUGCACUGCGCUUUGAGAAAGAAGUGGAAAAGCUCAAGAUGCGCAUAGACCGUACAACAUCUGCUACUGGGUUUUAGAGCAAGGAGGAUAUAUCUAGUUGCAUUUAUUACGGGUUGUAGUGAAUGGUUUUUUGUGUGUGUCCGCGUUGGGGGGGAUAAUCCGCCGUCAGUAUCAUUAACUGUCAAGUUCUAAUCAAUAUAUUGCUUGUAUCAAGAAAAACUGUUCGUC
This is a messenger RNA of Spizellomyces punctatus DAOM BR117, 7262 nucleotides long. RefSeq lists its product as uncharacterized. The transcript is spliced from 8 exons. The record is from RefSeq and is a predicted model, not a curated record. Gene Ontology annotation, molecular function: actin filament binding; cytoskeletal motor activity; ATP binding. Bases 191 to 7111 code for a protein of 2306 amino acids. Lineage: Eukaryota; Fungi; Chytridiomycota; Chytridiomycetes; Spizellomycetales; Spizellomycetaceae. Gene Ontology annotation, cellular component: myosin complex.